AUGGCCAACGAAGACUUCUGUUUAGUUAGGACUCGUCUCGGCACCUUCGCAUCACUUUACGCCCAUCCCAACAAUUCGGCUCGGCGAGAGAAGGCCUUCCAGGAUCUGGAAGAAGCCUUCGCCAUCGUCGGCCGAUUCAUCUUAGGUGCCGACGUCAAUGGUUAUUCUGCGUUAUGGGGGUCUCCCCUCCCCACCAGCAGCAGACAUGACGCCCAGUGGAAGAUUGGCGACGACUUCCUCACCAUCUGUCUGCGUGGACACGGGAUGGUCUUAAACAGGCCAGACCUGUUUCCAGACCCGACCUUUGUCGGUGGUGUUGGAAGCUCGCAUAUUGACGUCACUGUGGCGUUCGGCCGAGACUCUGCACCUAGUAUUCCCCGGAGACUACAACUACGACUCACUGACCACAAGAAGGUCGGUGAAGUUGCUGCGACCAUCCCGGACCACUCCUCUGCUGUGGAAAUCGCCGCUACACUUUCGGAGGCUGUAGCGGCCAACACCCCUCUGAUGGAGGGACGUGACUCACCUUCUUGGUGGAGUCAGAAGCUGACGAAGCUGAAACAGGGUCUCAACAAGGCGCAGAAGAAACUCCAAGCAGCCAAGAGGAACGGCGCCGUGCUCCAGAUCGAGCAUUGGCAAGAAGAGCUUCUGGAGCGACGAAGACUCUACAGGAUCGAAGUCCGCGCGGCGAAGAAAAGGGCCCGGGAUCGCUUCUAUGCAUCCCUUAAAGACUUUUCAAGCUGCAUCAGAGGCCCUAAAAGUAAGUCUUCUGCUGCUGUUCUUAACGGCAGGCCAGACUCCAACCAAGCGGAGUAUCUACUACAAAAGCUAUUCCCUCGAGACGAUGACCGACAGCGAGGUCUAGACAGAGCUGGCGUCCGUCCGAUCAAUCGAGACCUGGUGGAAGAAGUCACAGAGGACGAAGUCUUACAAGCGAUUGGAAGGUUGAAGAUCUCGGCUCCUGGCAGCGAUGGCGUCAAUGGGGAAGUCUUGAAGAAGACUGCGCCACAGCUUGCUGCUAAAUGGGCCGAAGCCUUCACAGAUAUCUUAAAGACUGGAGAAUACCCAGAGGAAUGGAAGGACGGUAAAUGUAUUGCUUUGUCUAAACCAGGUCGAGAUAUCUUCACGGCUUCUGGCUGGCGUCCUGUGGUAUUACUUCGAUGCGCUAGCAAGCUCCUUGAGUCCGUCAUCGCUGAGAGGCUUCUUCACAGCCUAGGCGACAAGUUCCGAGUGCCGGAGAUCCAUGGCUUCUGCCGCGGUCGCAGCUGCGACACGGCAUUGGAGAGGAUCGUCGAAGCCUACAAGAGUGGAAUGGGAAAGAAGGGUCACCAUACCCUUUUGCUUACGCUAGACGAAAGCAAUGCUUUCAACAGCGUUAAGCAUUCUUUUAUCAUUUCAGAGCUCAACCGUCUAGGAGUGCCACCAUACUUGGUGCGCACCCUUAGGUCAUGGCUUACCGGACAGCAGGUACACCUAGAGUUUGGCGCCGACGAAGCCUCGGUCAGCUCCCACUGGAAGCCUUCCAGGGUUAAUGUUAUCGCAUACAAGGCUACCAGAGGAAUCAUUGACCUCAACAUAAAAGUUUUCGCCCAUUAA
Perkinsus marinus ATCC 50983 is the source of this 1596-nucleotide messenger RNA. RefSeq lists its product as hypothetical. The coding region runs from base 1 to 1596 and encodes 531 amino acids. The record is from RefSeq and is a predicted model, not a curated record. Lineage: Eukaryota; Perkinsozoa; Perkinsida; Perkinsidae. The transcript is spliced from 3 exons.